CUUGGUGUCCCCCUGCUGUGCCUGCUUGGUUUUGCAUCCAACAACUCGCCCGCCACCUGACUUAUUCCUUGCUCAAAGUCAAACCAACACUUUGCCUCAUUACCCAUCAUAUUGCCAUAUUGCUCAUUGCUCGUUGCGCGUUUCCAUUUCACAAAAGCCCUCACGCUCUUUUGCACAUCUCCUGUCUAAAGCACCACCAAAGCCCACAUCUUGAGGCUUGAAUCCCCGUGAUCCCCCCAAACCUCACCCUGCCCCAAGCUUCUUGUGAAAGCUGUCGCCUGCGCAUUAAAUUACGCCAUCCACCGCCUCCCUCACUGCAACCUCUUUGUCCCUCACCAACCCUUCUCAUCAAAUUCCCGACACUGACACCAAAUUCCACGACGAUCAAACAUUCCAGUAUGGGUUCCUUUGUCUUCAGAUGGUCAGUGAUACCCUUUGUUUGUGCCGUUUUUCACUGCACACCUCCCCCCUGCACAUCUCUCUACGCGCUUGUCUGGAACAAGUUCUGUAUUACAUCUUGGUUUGUCCCGCGAGCUGACAGUCAUUCACACAGGCCACACCCUGACGCAAAUGACGUCCACGUCACUGGCACUUUCGACGACUGGUCCAAGAGCGAGCAGCUGCUCAAGGUUGGUGAGAUAUGGGAGAAGGAUGUCCAGCUCGCCGAUGCCGAGAAAAAGAUUCUUUACAAAUUCGUUGUCAAUGACAAUUGGGUUAUUGACCCGAACGCGCCUCAAGAAGAUGACGGUCAUGGCAACCUAAACAACGUCCUGUAUCCAGACCAGAUUAUCAAAAAGUCUUCUGGUGCUCCCGAGACCGUCACAACGUCUAGCGCCGCCCCUGACAGCACUACCGCUGCUCUCGCUGGUGCUGUUCCCUUGGAGCCGGCCAAAGAAGCCGCCCCAGGCGACUUGCCAGGCACCUUCCCUGAAACUCCUCAACAAGAGCCCCAAACCGUCAGCGUCAACCCACUUCCUGCCACAAGCGGCGAUGGUAAUCCAAUCACCAUUCCCGCCGGUGAGCAACUCCCUCCAGCGUCGGACAUCACUGCCAGUGCCAUCGACUCGAAGGUCACCACAUCCAAGGAGGAUUACGAAAAGGCGGGCCAGGAGGAGCCCGAGUCCUUCUCAGUCAAACCCAUUCCAGCGUCUGCCGGUCCCGGCAACCCCGUUGAUCUCCCCGCCGGAGAACCAGUUCCAGCGUCGGGUGAAGUCAGUGCCAACAGCGUCCAGUCUACCGUGACCACUUCCAAAGAAGAUUACGAAAAGGCAGGCUCGAGCGUUCCUUUCAUUGGUGGCGCCAUUGCAGGUGUUGGUGCUGCGGGGCUCGGUGCAGCUGCAUUCGCAUCCUCGGACAAGAAAGAGAACUUGAUUCCAGAGUCUUCCCUGCCACUCGGAGCAGACGCCGGCAACACUCUUGAUGCCGGUCCAACGAUCAGUUCGGCUGCGCCUGUGUCUACCACUGCUGAACUGGCUGGCAAGGUGCCCUUGGAAGAACGAAAAGAGGCAGCUAUUGUGCAUGGUAACCGCGAGACAACAGACACAGUGCCCGAAGUGGUCAAAGAGUCUAUCGCAGAGGCCCACACUUCUCCUGAGGCUACCACCUCGGCCGAGGCGGUCAAGGAAAAGGCCGAAGUGGAGCAAGAGCUGUUGAAAAAGGUACCGAGUUCAGAGGAAGUGGGUGAACCGGCUCCCGUGGCCACUGCGACUACCUCGUCGACCGCGCCAGCUGCGGCUCUGGGAACCACUUCUGCCCCAGGCGUGUCUCCAGCAGCAGGGGCUGCGCUUUCGGACGGUGCAGAGGAUCCCAGUCUUGCCGAUGAACCUGCGGUACAAUAUCUGAAGCAAAACGACGGGGCGGCAGACACUCCCGCCACCGAGGCGACCCCUGCGGCAGAGGCGCCAGCGGAGAGCCAGGCAACCGAAGCUCCCAAGGAAGCUGCCAAAGCUGAGCCAACACCUGGUACGCCUUCCAAAAAGACGGAGCCUGCUGCCAGCGCUACCCCGGCCACACCCACAUCCACGAGCAAAAAGCCGGCCAUGACACCAACUUCCACCUCGAGCCCUGCGUCGGCCAGCAAAGAAAAGAAAAAGAAGCACCGAAUCAGUUCGCUCUUCAAGAAGAUUUUCGACUAGAAGCGCAACGAGCGAGUCAAGUGGGUGCUGGUGGGAAGACUGUAGAUUGGACAGGUCACGAGACGCAUGCAGACCAUGCAGAGGUUAGGGGUUGGUGAGGGCGGAGGCUGUGCAUUUGCGAUCAGGAUGGGCGCAUUGCCAGGUUAUUGGACAGCGAAUCUCUUGGGCAUGGGUUUUGGUUGUCCAUUUGUAGAUAUCCCCUUCAGUUGUGUUCAGUUAGGAGAGGACGAGUGCUUUAGUGGAUAGGAUCCUAAUUUUAAUGGAUGUGUUUUGAGAAAGCCGAGUUAAUGCCUGGCAUGCAUGAGAUUGACGAUGAUUUGUUCGUCACCAGCCCGGAAGCGAAGCAGCAUGAUGAAUCAUGCUUUCCAGAAGCCUUCUCGAUGUUCUCAAUGUUCUCGAAGCUGGCUGUGGCGGAGCAAAGGCUGUAGGCCAGGCUGGGGGGAACCAGUCAUCCCAGUUGAAGGCUCCGCUGCAUAUGCGGAGUGAUACCUUUGCUCGAGCUUCGAUAGCUUUCGGGAGCGGAGAAGUCAUAAGAAUGCUUUCAUAAGCUGGAAAUUGACCACUACAUCGAAUUCCGUCAAUCGUGAACAAGAACGUUUAAGUUAGCUAUGGUGGAAUGAUAAUGUGGUUGAUUCUCCGAUCUAGUGGGCUUGAUGUUGGGGACCUUUCCUGAGAGUUUAUGUGGUGCCGAGACGACAAGGGUAUUUAGGCAAUCUCUAGGCGUUGCCCAAGGCUUUGGUGCAUGGAACACACCGGGAUUCUGGGGCUCUGGGGGUGCCCGCUGGAUAAGGUUCACCUCGAACGUCGAUUGUGCAAGCCGAGUGAGCCAAUGCCUACUCCGUAGGUGCUGGAGGUAGCUACCUUGGGUGCGAAGCUAGGGGGGUUGGCAGGUGCUUUGAUGCAGGACUGCUAGUGCUUGCUAAACCAAUAAUCAUUAAAGACUGGUUCUCUGCCCGCUCUACUGAUUAUUUAGCGCGUAGAUUGCGUUGAGAUGACAUCGAUUGAGCCCCUCAUAGCGCCAGAAAACAAGGUUACUGGUUACGUUUGACUAAAUAGCCUGGCACGGCUUGCAGUAUGUGAGGGGUAACAAUCAGCACAAGAUACAGGGCUACACGGGCUGGAAGAGGUAUUUGCUGCCUUGUCUUCACAGCGAGCGAUACGCCAGAACAAGGAUGAUGGGAGCAUUAUGGACAGCAACAAUACUGAUCAGACGUGCCAGAAUACUUCCCAACCCCCAGACCGCCCCCAGAUUUCCAACAGUGGUGGAGUGAGUGAGUGAGUGGUGACAACAGAAAAAGGUGCAGAUCAGUCAUAAACCACCAAAUAGGUAAUCUCAAGAGCUG
Molecule: messenger RNA, 3478 nt
Organism: Exophiala mesophila
Lineage: Eukaryota; Fungi; Ascomycota; Eurotiomycetes; Chaetothyriales; Herpotrichiellaceae
Exons: 2
Coding region: 399-2135 (578 amino acids)
Biological process (GO): signal transduction
Cellular component (GO): nucleotide-activated protein kinase complex; nucleus; cytoplasm
Molecular function (GO): protein kinase binding
Source: RefSeq, a predicted model, not a curated record